AUGGCUCCCUGCAAACCCCGUACCUUCACAGCUGGUCAAGAUCCAUUGACUAAAUUCGAUGGAGCCAUUUCGGUGCGAAAUCUACCACGACCGGCAGAUCGCUUAUUCCUUUUCCAUGGUAUUAUGCGACCCAGUCGAGGCAUCUAUGCUAAGCUGAUCGCCACUGGACAAAAGCCCCCGACACACUUCCACCCUACGCAAUGGGAGUUCUUUCGGGUCCUUCGCGGCAAUCUCACCAUCGAUAUCAAUGGGCGUCCCGUUCACCGUACUCCCGCUGAUGGUGAAAUGGCAGUAGCUCCUUAUACCCACCAUGUCAUUUAUGGGACCCCAGGAACGGAGAUGAACGAGGUGGAGUUUGAAGUGAGUGGCAGUGAUCUUGCGGUGGAGGAUGAGCAAGGGCCAGUUAUGGAUCAGUCGUUCUUUGAGAAUUGGUAUGGGUAUCAGGAAGAUGUAUUUCAACGAGGAGAGAAGCUGGACCUUAUACAGGUUCUUUCGGUAAAUACAACAUUUGAAAUGUUUGAUGCUGGAGGUACCUAUCUCUCUCCACCAUGGUGGGUAACCUUUCGGUCAUGGGUCGGGCUUUUGCUCGGAAUUAUGGUUGGUCGGUGGAUUGGUGGGCUGCUGGGAUAUGCGCCCUUCUAUCCUGAGUGGACGACUGACUGGGAGAAAGCCUGUCAGGCAAUGGAGCAAAGUUGGUUCCAUCGUCGCUUCGCAGAUCCGCACGCACAGGAACGAGCAUGUGAAAUGUUUCGUGAUCAGUUAGAAGACGAGGCGAAGGCUGCAAAGAAAUCAGACUAG
Messenger RNA from Penicillium odoratum, 798 nucleotides. RefSeq names its product Cupin 2 conserved barrel. The coding region runs from base 1 to 798 and encodes 265 amino acids. NCBI's taxonomy places the organism in Eukaryota, Fungi, Ascomycota, Eurotiomycetes, Eurotiales, Aspergillaceae. The record is from RefSeq and is a predicted model, not a curated record. The transcript has 2 exons.